UGAACUCGUUUAACUGGAGGGCGGUGCUUACGCAUUGCUCAGCCAUGUGUUCAUCAAUAGAAUGUGAGUUCACGUUCACCUUUCCUGAUGUCCAGAAGGAUAUUUCAGUCAGUUAUAUGGUCACUAUUCCAUCAUUGAUGCCAGCAAAGGAACUGGCUUAUCAGAUCUUGGAUGCAUGCAAGCUUCCUUGCUAUGUGGAAGAAGAUUUACUUAGUUCACUGGAGGGUUUUGUGUCAGAAAAAACAAAAACAUUUCUUGAUGAAAGAGCAGAACAAAAUAUCAGACCCUACCAGACAGGAGAUGCUGAUAUGGAGUCUCUAGUUGAAAGAUGGAGUCGAGCAUUCCGAGAGGAGCACACAAUGUAUGCAAAACCUGAAGAAGAGUUGAGUGAAACGUCAUUUCCUGAGAUGUAUCACAGUCUCAUCCAUUCUCCUGCUUUAGAUACAAUGCUACACCUAGAUCACACGUACGCUAUGGCAGUAGAAGAAAUGGUGAGGGAAAAGGAGGAAACCCUUGAGUUGCUGUUGAAAAGACAGUCUAAAGAAAUGGAGAUGGCCGUAGAGAAAGUAGGGCUUGUCUACAGUGAUCAAGAUAUAAACAGCAUGGCAGCUCGACACUUUGAGGAAACUGAGCGAGUAACGGAAGAUUGGAACAAGCGGAUUUCUAAAAUGAAAGAAAUCCAGCGACGAGAAUUUCGAGAAUGGGUUACUAAAGUUCAUGAAGAUUAUGAUAGUGGAGGUGGUUCCAGAGAAAACAUACAAAGUAGAAUUCGAGCAGUUUCAGAAGCUUUGCCUCUAGGACGAGAAGACUUGUGGACGACUCAUCAGAUGGCUAUGGAAGAAAGCUUUACUAUUCACCUAGGUUCACAACUGAAGACUAACCCUAUGCUAAGUUUCUGUUUUGUUUUUUAG
Molecule: messenger RNA, 911 nt
Organism: Limulus polyphemus (Atlantic horseshoe crab)
Lineage: Eukaryota; Metazoa; Arthropoda; Merostomata; Xiphosura; Limulidae
Product: protein C12orf4 homolog
Exons: 8
Coding region: 45-911 (288 amino acids)
Cellular component (GO): cytoplasm
Source: RefSeq, a predicted model, not a curated record